GGCCAGGCCGUGACUCCGCCCCCUGGCCCUUCCCGCGCGUCGAUUGGCAGCUGCGGGGAAGGGGGCGGGCUGCGGGCGAGCGCGCCGUGCCCGCAGAGGGAGAGCCGCGCGGCGUGCGGGCGUGCGAGCGGCCGGCCGGCUGCAUGGCGCGCUGCGAGCGGCUGCGCGGCGCGGCCCUGCGCGACGUGCUGGGCCGGACGCAGGGGGUCCUGUUCGACUGCGACGGGGUGCUGUGGAACGGCGAGCGCGCCGUGCCGGGCGCCCCGGAGCUGCUGGAGCGGCUCGCGCGGGCGGGCAAGGCGGCGCUGUUCGUGAGCAACAACAGCCGGCGCGCGCGGCCCGAGCUGGCUCUCCGCUUCGCGCGCCUCGGCUUCGGGGGCCUGCGCGCCGAGCAGCUCUUCAGCUCCGCGCUGUGCGCCGCGCGUUUGCUGCGCCAGCGCCUGCUCGGGCCGCCGGAAGUGCCGGGCGCCGUGUUCGUGCUGGGCGGCGAGGGGCUGCGCGCCGAGCUGCGCGCCGCGGGGCUGCGCCUGGCGGGGGACCCCGGCGAGGACUCGGGCGCGGCCCCGCGCGUGCGCGCCGUGCUCGUGGGCUACGACGAGCACUUCUCCUUCGCCAAGCUGAGCGAGGCGUGCGCGCACCUGCGCGACCCCGACUGCCUGCUCGUGGCCACCGACCGCGACCCGUGGCACCCGCUCAGCGAUGGCAGCCGGACCCCCGGCACUGGGAGCCUGGCUGCUGCAGUGGAGACAGCCUCGGGCCGCCAGGCCCUGGUGGUGGGCAAGCCCAGCCCUUACAUGUUCGAGUGUAUCACGGAGCACUUCAGCGUGGACCCCACCCGCACGCUCAUGGUGGGUGACCGCCUGGAGACCGACAUCCUCUUCGGCCACCGCUGUGGCAUGACCACCGUGCUCACGCUCACAGGCGUCUCCCGCCUGGAGGAGGCCCGGGCCUACCUGGCGUCUGGCCAGCACGACCUCGUGCCCCAUUACUAUGUGGAGAGCAUCGCGGACUUGAUGGAGGGGUUGGAGGACUGAGCCCACCUGACCAGCAACUGCAACCCUCCACCCCGAUCCCAUAGAUGGAGGCGAUGGGCCAAGAGCUGCCGGCCCCUGGGCCCCGUUUUCUGCAGCCUGGUGGGGUUGGGACCCAGGGAAGGUGUUAGGGCCCUCGCGUCCCCUCCCAGUGGUGGCUGGGCACUCUUUGCCGUUCCGGAGGCUGUCCCCCUGCCCCUACCAGUUCGCCCUGGCCUGACCCGGCCAGGUGGCCUUAUUUCCUGCCUCGUGAACUCCCCUCUUUGAAAUCUGGGCCUUGUGCCCACUGAAGAUUUCCCCUAACCCUGAGCACUUAAUCCCCAACUCCUUCCCUGGGGCCUCUAGAGCCCUUCCUCCCUCCAGUCCUGGCCUUGGGUUCCUGCUGACCAAUCAGAGGUCUAGGGAACCACCGGCCAUUAUCGUCCUGAUCCCUGAGUGGACCAAUCAGAAGGCAAAGUGACAAUGACCCUUCCAGGUCCUCACUCCUGGGUAGACCGAUCAGAACACCAGGUAAUAAUGACUCACUGGUCUCUUCGAUCCUAAAGAGAACAACCCAGAAGUCUGAGAGAGCGUGGCCUCUUGACAAUCUGGAUCUGACUGGACUAGCUAGGGGUCCAGAUUUCUGUCCACGCGUGUCAAGUGCUGAAGGCACCCACCCCUCCACAAACGUGUGAUCCGGGGAGGGCCCACCCAAUGGCUCUGGGGGCUUCAGUGGCCGAGAGCCCCACGUUUCCCUGAUCAUAGUACUGGUAUCAGUCCAGCGUUGAUGGUGGCCACGGUGGGGAGGGGGGGCUUUUGUGUCCCCGUGUUGUCAGUGUUUGCUGUGCCACUUUUCCCCCGUGCCCGCCCCCGGCUAUUUAUUUAUUUAUUUAUUAUGUAUUUAUUUUCGUGUGUCAGUGAUGGUGGGGGUGGGGGCUGGGCCUUCCCGCCACUUCCGCCUCUGUCGUAACCAGCCGUCCCGUACUUAAUAAAGUGCGAGCGGGA
Leopardus geoffroyi (Geoffroy's cat) is the source of this 2015-nucleotide messenger RNA. RefSeq names its product pyridoxal phosphatase (gene PDXP). The coding region runs from base 144 to 1034 and encodes 296 amino acids. NCBI's taxonomy places the organism in Eukaryota, Metazoa, Chordata, Mammalia, Carnivora, Felidae. The record is from RefSeq and is a predicted model, not a curated record. Gene Ontology annotation, cellular component: cytoplasm. The transcript is spliced from 2 exons. Gene Ontology annotation, molecular function: pyridoxal phosphatase activity.